Molecule: messenger RNA, 573 nt
Organism: Stylonychia lemnae
Lineage: Eukaryota; Ciliophora; Spirotrichea; Sporadotrichida; Oxytrichidae
Source: the annotation of a GenBank genome assembly
AUGUCCCACUUUAUCAUUAAGGAAGAUGAAUAAGAACAUGAUGAGUAAAUUCAUAGUAUUGGUUAAGUUGCUGAUCCAUCAAUUGAGAUUUAAUUUGACAGAGAAUCAGUUCUUGAAAAUUAAACUAGAUUAUCACAGUGGACAUAUAAAUAAUCAGACAGGGAAUAAGAUGGAUAGUAUGAGGAUGUUGGUGUGCUCGGAGGCAGUAUUGGAAUGAUUAUUAUAGCAGCAUUAACUUUCUAUGCAAUGCUCUUAUAAAUAUAUGUGAAAGAAAAAUUAGGGCAAAACUAUACUAACUUACCAGAUAUAGCCUAUAAAUUAUUCGGUCAAAUAGGAAAGAAUUAUUUAGAUUUUCUUUUUACGAUAAUGGCACUAUUCAAUUUUGAUUCUACUCCAAUUCUGUUAUAUCAACAAUCGUCAAUGAAGUAGCCAGAAUUAUUUAAAGUAGUGCUAGGAAGAAUAAUACUUGGUGUGCUUGCAACGGUGAUUACUUUUGGAACUAUAUGCUACUUGGUAAUGCUAAUCCCAAUCAUUCUUUGUUGCUUACCAAUUUAUAGAGUUAUGGAAAUUUGA